Messenger RNA from Spizellomyces punctatus DAOM BR117, 1693 nucleotides. RefSeq lists its product as hypothetical. The transcript is spliced from 9 exons. The record is from RefSeq and is a predicted model, not a curated record. Gene Ontology annotation, molecular function: inositol phosphate phosphatase activity; acid phosphatase activity. Bases 400 to 1557 code for a protein of 385 amino acids. Lineage: Eukaryota; Fungi; Chytridiomycota; Chytridiomycetes; Spizellomycetales; Spizellomycetaceae.
AGUUAACUCUGGAAUUAACCUGAAAGAUGGGCCCAAUGGUAGUUCUCUUUAAACUUGCGCUUCUAUGGCUUUUGGGUGGUUCGUCGGCAGAGCAAGGUCACAAAGACCCUGCAUUUGAUGUGAGCCGGCAUCUCGGGAGCAAAGGUCCAUACCCCUACCGGACUACAAUGAAAACACCACCACUUUCCGACCCGCCAAAAGGAUGUAGGUUUCAACAGGUGCAACUGAUUGCACGGCACGGUACACGAUAUCCCAGUGUCAAAGAGAUAUUGUCGUUUGAUAAACUGGUUCAAAUAUUUCAUCAGCACAGGGAUGAUGUUCGGGCUCCUUCAUGGUUGAAUGAUUGGGUCAAUCCAUUUAUUCCUGAAGACAACAAUAUCUUGGCCCUGAUUGGCGAAGAUGAGAUGUAUUGGUUGGGCAAACGAGCUGCAAAGCGGUACAAGGAGCUGUUUGGCUCAAAGCCGUACAGCCCACAUUUGUACAAAUUUCGCAGCUCAACAACAUCAAGGUAUACUUUCCAUUGUAUUUGCGUUCGGUAUGUCGAAUCUCAGCCAUUCGUGGCUCACUAGAACAGGGCAGAGUGGGAGUGCCUUUGCGGCUGGGUUUUUCGACGGGAAGGGACCGUCGGGUACCUGCAAGUACCAAUCUGUGUAUCAAUAUACAAUCCCUCAGGUUAUGGAUUAUGAACUUAUGCCAAAAUGGUCCUGUCCUCUUUGGUCAGAGGUGGUGGAAGAUCAUCCAUUCCUCUCAUCACAAUUAGAUGAAUGGACUGCUGAGCAUCUGCCCAAAAUGGUCUCCCGAUUACGAAAAGCAAUGACAAAACCCGGGCAUGAGGAAAUUCCUUUGACUUCUUCUCAUGUUAAGGCGAUAUAUCGGGCAUGCGCUUUUGAGGUUUCUGUGUUUUCGCGAAAUGACACUUGGUGCACUCUUUUGGAACCGGGCGAGAUCAUGCUGUUAGAGUAUUUGGAUGAUUUGAAGCACUACUGGGAUUUGGGAUAUGGGUUUGAUCUGAAUGCCAAAGUUGGAUGCGCUUUGGCGACCGAUGUAGCUAAAGAGUUGACUGAUGCUAUUGAAGGGCGAGGGCGAACACAAGGGAUAUUUAGAUUCGGCCACGCGGAAACGAACGUAUUCUUUAUGGCCGCUAUGGGGCUUUAUCGUGAUAAGGUCCCAUUAUACGCAAACUCAACAGAGCGCCUGUUGUACGACCGAGAAUUUCGAUUAAGUGAUUUAUCACCGUUUGCGGCCAACUACUUUAUUGAGCUCUACACAUGUGACGAUGGAACAUCAGAUUCACAAUCAAAAUCUGGCGGACCGACAACGAAGCACCUUGUGCGCUUUCUCAUGAACGAGAAAGAAGAGCUUCUACCUGGGUGUCCAUCCGUGUUCUGUCCAAUUGAUCUGUUUCAGCGAGCGCUUGGCGAAAAUGUUGGAUGUGAUUUUGCGGACAUGUGUGGGAUCAAGGGAUGUCCGCGCGAGGCCACGAGAAAGAAGGGGCUCGUUGAGGAGUUUGGAAAGAAGCCAGAGUUGAGAGAUUCAGUUUUGGUCAUGCAGCCCUGACGGGGAGGGAUAGCGGGGGAAAUAAAAGGUGACAUUUCACAGAUCAUGUGUCGACAUUCGUUCGUUUUCAUAUGGUAGUGAUAUAAUAUAUACAAAUUCCAAGAGCUUCCCAACUUCAACCCCCAAUCCAUCAAUA